AUGAAUGAAAAUGCCACAGAGCUAGAAGCUACAGUUCUUAACUGUAACAGACUUGCAAUGGACUAUCUGAAACUUGAAGAUUUCAAGCAAAGCCUGACUCUUCUGAAGCGUGCAGAAACAAUUUUAAACAACGAAGAAGACACCUUCAGCUCAAUACCAAAUAGACUAAAGCUGAUGGGAAUAACUCUCAACAACCUAGGCUGUUACUAUAAAAAGCGAAAACAAAUCAAAGUCGCCCUCAACUACUUACGCCAAGCUCUACAAGUCGAGCUUCAAACACAAUCAGAUAACGUAAAUAUAGCAGGAACUCAUUUAAACAUCUGUGCAAUUCUAUCAUCACUCUCAAAACACGAGCAGUCCUUCCAGCAUGCCAGACAAGCUAUGGCUCUGCUUGAAGAAGCAAGAUCUCAAGAAGCUUUAUCCCAAGAAAAAGGCCUAAAUUUGGCAACAAGUCUAGUGAUUUCUUAUCAUAAUGCUGGAGCUGAAUUGGAGCAUAUGAGCAAGAUGUCUGAAGCUUUGCAGUAUUAUGAAAGUGCGUGAAAAAUUUCAAAAAAAGAACUAGGAGGGAAAAACCCACUCACAGUCAACAUGCUGGAAGCUUUUAAUAAUUUAUCGAUGAAAUUCAACAACAGCUUUUCUGUGCUGAGGUCAGAAAGAAAUAGAAUUACUCCAUUGAGGACCAGAGGGAGCGCUUCUGAUGUGCCGAAUACAGUUAGAGAAAAGCUACCAUCGAUUACUCCUCCAAGGAUGAGAAAUGGGAGAAACACUGGGAAUUCGAUUUCUCCUGGAAGAGAUUUUAGAGUUCCUGAAACGAUUGAGAAAAUUAGGUCUAUGGUGUCAAGGGCUCAUUAA
Molecule: messenger RNA, 852 nt
Organism: Blepharisma stoltei
Lineage: Eukaryota; Ciliophora; Heterotrichea; Heterotrichida; Blepharismidae
Source: the annotation of a GenBank genome assembly